Molecule: messenger RNA, 2491 nt
Organism: Cuculus canorus (common cuckoo)
Lineage: Eukaryota; Metazoa; Chordata; Aves; Cuculiformes; Cuculidae
Gene: SLC23A3
Product: solute carrier family 23 member 3
Exons: 12
Coding region: 444-2285 (613 amino acids)
Biological process (GO): transmembrane transport
Cellular component (GO): membrane
Molecular function (GO): transmembrane transporter activity
Source: RefSeq, a predicted model, not a curated record
AUCAGGAGCUGGUGAUGAGGAAGGCCUGGACCCAGAAAGCAGGGGAUGCUGUGCUGGGAGGAACAAGCGUCGGCAGGGCACACUGCAGCUGGAGGAUGCUGUUGGUGGGCAUGUUCCAAGCAAAUGAAGGAACAGGUGUAUGUGCUGUGCCCUGUGUACCACAAGAGACAGGGAUGGGGGCAGAUGAUGCUGUAACAGUGUCUGGUGUCCAGGCCAUGGGUGGCUGUCACUUGGCCCUUGUGGUGACUACCCAGGGGGACACUUGCAUUCCUGGGCAUAAGGGCAGGUUACUCACCAACUCGAGUUAAUGGCUAACCCUGGAGCACCUCCAGCAGAAGGUGGAAGUUCAGCUAUGUGUGGUCUGCAAGGAGCACUUUGAGGGAGUGGGACCCUGCCCACUCGCUCUGUACCGUGAACUGGGAGCAUUGUGGGGAGGCAGCAGCAUGAAUGGGGGCCAUCACAGAGCGCCUGGUGCCAGGAGGCCCAUGCUUGCAUCCUGCUCCCCACUGAAGAUACGCUCCUGGAUGCUGAACUGUUGCUUAGCCCUUCAGCACCUGGCUGUGCAGGCCUCCUUGCUCUGCAUCUUCCACCUCCUCUUCCUGCCUACCCUGCCUGAGGAGCCACCCCACGCCCAGGCCACCAGCGAGCUGCUGGCACGCAGCCUCUUUGCCUGCGGCAUCUCCACAGUGCUGCAGACCACCUUGGGGAGCCGGUUGCCACUGGUUCAAAUCCCAUCCUUUGAGUACCUGGUCCCUGCCACGGUGCUGAGCUCCCACCUGUCCGUUGGUGCCAGGACAGACAGGAAUGGCACAAACGAGGCCACUGCAUGCCUUGCACAGCACUGCACCAUCACAGGGAGCUGGGCUACCUCGCUGCGAGAGGUCUCAGGAGCCGUGCUGAUCUCCGGGCUGUUUCAGCUGGUGUUGGGAGUGUCUGGCCUGUGUGGGUGGGCAGCCCGGCACUGCGGGCCCAUGGUCCUGGCCCCCAGCCUUUCCAUCAUUGGGCUGUCUGCAUACAAGGAGGCUGCUUUAUUCUGCUCCACUAGCUGGGGUGUAGCACUGCUGCUCUUACUCCUUGCUGUCACCUUCUCCCAGUACCUGGGGUCCUGCCGCCUGCCCUUCUGUGCCUGGUCCCAGGCUUGGAGAGGCUCCACAGAGCUGUCUGUCCCCACCCUGCGCAUGUUCUCGGUACUGGUCCCAUUUGCUUGUGUCUGCAUCAUUUGUGCCAUCCUCAGCCAUCUCCAUAUCCCUUGGGAAUCACUGGACCUGGCUGUAGCACAGCUGCCUUGGGCUAACAGCACUUUCCAUGCCCCUUGGCUCCGCAUCCCGUACACAGGUGAGUGGGGGCUGCCGUUGCUCACCCCUCGGGCACUGGCUGUGGGCAUCGCCAUGGCCAUUGGCUGCAGCAUGAACUCAGUGGGCUGCUACGUGCUAUGCGGGAGGCUGCUGCGAGCCCCCCAGCCACCACCCCUGGCCUGCAACCGGGGGGUCUGCAUGGAAGGGCUGGGCAGCCUCCUGGCUGGGCUGCUGGGCACCCCGGGGGGCACUGCUGCCAGCAUCGCCAACGCCUGCACCAUCGGCCUCACACAGGCUGGCUCUUGCUUUUCAGUGCAAGUAAGUGCGCUGGUGUGCAUGGUGCUAGGCAUGUCCCCGAGGCUGGCAGGUCUCCUCACUCGCAUCCCAUUGGCAGUUCACGGGGGGGUGCUCUGUGUCACCUACGCUGUGGCCGUGGGCAUGGGGAUCUCCUACUUCCAGUAUGCGGACAUCGACUCAGGAAGGAACAUCUUCAUUGUCGGCUUUGCCAUGUUUAUGGCGCUACUGGUGCCACGGUGGUUCAGUGCAGCUCCAGCUCACCUGGCCACAGGUUGGGUGCCCCUGGACCUCCUCUUCCUCUCUCUUCUCAUGGUGCCUGUCUUUUUAACUGGCUUCUUGUCAUUUUUCCUGGAGAACACUGUCUCAGGAACCCUGGAGGAGCGUGGACUGCGUUCCAACCUGGCGCUGCAGAAAGCUGGGGCAGGUGAUUGCCAGCCCUGUGGAAAAAGAGGUGAAGCCAGCCAGGUGUAUGGACUUCCUGCUGGGCUGAGACGGCUGCUGCCAUCCUCCUGUAAAACCUUUCCCUGCUGUUUCCUCUGCCCUGGGAGUGAUGAAGAGGAGGAGAAGGAGGAGGAAGAAGAGGAGGAGGGUAGCCAUGGUCCCGAGGAGGGGACCACUGACCCAGGGGAAGGGACGCACCUGCUCACCAAACCCAGCUUGGGGGGAGCUGCAGCUGGCCAGCAGGAUGAGUGAGACAGAGAUGCCUGCACACUGUGGCCUGACCCCACAGUGAAGGGACACCUUAUGGAAGACCAGGGCUGUGUCCCCAAGGUAGCUCCUUGUUUCUGAAGCCCACAUGGACUGGAGGGACCUGGACUUCCACACUCCCAGCAAGAACUUCAUUUCCUGCUUGGGGCCAAGCUAUAAAAACCUUCAACCAACUUUGACCUUUCCCGGGG